GCUAUCUCAGAGUUGAAGGAAGGAGCAUAGACACAAACUAUCCAAAAAAUAUCUCUGAUACUAACCAUGAACGAAGCUGAGGCUCAACAACAUGCCAGAGCCGAUUCGGACUCGACGGUGACCGAAUUUACAAACGCGAACGAACGGACGCCUCUCGUCUCCAAACCACCUCCGAGCACAAGUCCACAAACUACAGAGAAUCUAAGCAAGACUCAUUUCGGUUUUCUUCUAGCUGGCAUCUGGACACUCUCAUUCAUUGGUUCUCUUGACGCCACCAUCGUCGCCACACUCGUCUCGCUUAUCGGCUCUUCUUUCGAAGCACUUCAGUAUUCCUCAUGGAUCGGAACAACUUAUCUCUUGACAGUAUGCGGCUGUACUUCGUUGUACGGACGACUAUGUAAUAUUAUAGGGAGGCGGGCGUCUGCGUUGAUGGCGGGUGGGCUAUUUGGCUUGGGCACAGCGUUGUGUGGAGUUGCAGGCAGUAUGCCUCAGUUGUUGUUCUUCCGAGCGCUUGCAGGCGCCGGAGGCGGAGGAAUGGCUGUUGUCGGAAAUGUCAUUAUAAGCGACGUUGUCCCUCUGAAAAGUAGAGGGCUUUACCAAGGAUUCGCGAACCUGCUCUUCGCUUUGGGUGGCGCAGUCGGAGCACCACUGGGUGGUUGGUUAGGGGAUACUAUUGGAUGGCGUGCAGCCUUCCUUAUCCAAUCCCCCGUCCUCCUCAUCGGUCUUAUCCUCCUCUACCUCAAGGUCCGGGAACCUCCCUCCUUCCUCGAGUCCUCCCACUCCAAAACUCCUAUGUCGCAAAAGCUCAAACGGAUCGACUGGGCGGGGCCGUUGACGCUUGUGUUGAGUCUUGGAAGUCUGUUAGUUGGACUGACAGUGGGUGAAAAGUUGGCUGAUCCGGGUGAGAAUAUGAGUUGGUGGAGCGGCAAGGCCGGGAUGUGGGGAUUUAUUGGAGCUAGUGCAUUCUUCAUUGUGCUCUUCGUGCUCGUCGAAGUGAAGUUCGCCGUGGAACCCGUUAUGCCAAUCUCCAUGUUGAAGAGGCGUAACCCGGCUUUCGUCGCCUUGAACAAUUUCUUGAUCGCGGUUCUCUCGUUUUCGACGGUCUAUACAACCCCUCUCUUCUUCACCGCUGCGCUCCUGCAAUCGUCUACCUCCGCUGGCCGCCACCUUAUCCCCAACUCUGCUUGUAUCGCCAUCGGCAGCUUGUUUGCCGGAUGGUACAUGAGGCACACGGGGAAGUAUUGGUGGUUGGAGGUAUUUUGUGGGUUGGGGCUUGUAGGGGCGAACGUUUUGCUGAGCUCUUGGACGAAUAAGACUCCGGAAUGGGUGCUUUAUAUCACGCUGAUACCUAACGGCUUCGGCUUCGCAUCGAUCCUCACAACAACACUUCUCGCCCUCUUCGCGAGCGUACCGCGCGAUCAGAUCCCCAUCGCCACCGGGAUUUCAUACCUAUUCAGAACGACAGGUCAAGUCCUCGGUGUCGCGCUGUCGUCGACUUUGUUGCAGACCUUGGUCGCUAAGAAUUUGAAGGUGAGGAUCACGGAAGAUGAAGUAGAAGGAGCGGCGAAGAUCAUAUCCAAGAUCCUCGACUCGACAGAGUACAUGCACAUCUUGCCUCCGUUGCUCCGUCAAAAAGCAACGGAAAGCUGGGCGUUGGCGCUCAGAGUCGUGUUUCAAGUGCAGAUCGUCGUCGCGAUCCUCCUAAUACUCACACUUCUACCUAUCAAAGAGUAUCCAUUACCAGACACUGUAAAUGGGCCACCUCCUAAACAAAAUGGUAAUGUAGACGAGGCAAGGGAGACAGGCGUAGAUGAGGAAGCUCAGACGGCUGAAGAGGAGGGUGUGUCUGGUGGGGGUGUGUCUGGCGAGCGGAGAGAACAGUGAUUUCAGUAUACAGAGGCGAUCUAGCUGGAUGUGAUUGUAGAUAAGUACAUGUGC
Messenger RNA from Stereum hirsutum FP-91666 SS1, 1938 nucleotides. RefSeq names its product MFS general substrate transporter. Gene Ontology annotation, cellular component: fungal-type vacuole membrane. Bases 67 to 1884 code for a protein of 605 amino acids. The transcript is spliced from 14 exons. Gene Ontology annotation, molecular function: basic amino acid transmembrane transporter activity. The record is from RefSeq and is a predicted model, not a curated record. Gene Ontology annotation, biological process: basic amino acid transport; transmembrane transport. Lineage: Eukaryota; Fungi; Basidiomycota; Agaricomycetes; Russulales; Stereaceae.